AUGGCAGCUGUGGUGACGGGACACAAGCGCUGGACACAGGCUAGCCCGAGAGAGGCCGGGCGGACGGCAGCGUCCGGCAGCCAGCCCGCGCCCACCAUGUUCAACCAGCAGGACCACCUGAAGGCGCACCUGCCGGAGGGCCUGCCGGCCGGCCGCCAGCUCUUCCGCUGCCAGGACUGUGGGAAGCAGUACAACACCCAGCUGGGCUACCGCCGCCACCUGGUGGCGUCCCACAGCGCCGCCGCCGCCGCCGCCACGGGCCUGUCCUGCCCCGAGGAGCCCCCGUCCCUCCUGGAGACGCUGGGGGAGCACGGCGAGCGCCCCCCGCCCGCGGAGGGCGGCGCCGGCGUGGCGGUGCGGGAGCGGAAGUACUCGUGCGAGCGCUGCGACCGGCGCUUCUACACGCGCAAGGACGUGCGGCGCCACGCCGUGGUGCACACGGGCCGGCGGGACUUCCUGUGCCCGCGCUGCGCCCAGCGCUUCGGCCGCCGCGACCACCUGACCCGCCACCUGAAGAAGAGCCACGCCCAGGAGGCGGGGCUGGUGUCGCCCUGCGGGCCCAGCCCGCCGGUGGCCGCCCACUGCCCCGUGAAGGAGGAGCCCAGCCCCGCCGGCCCCGAGAUGGCGCCCGUCUCCAAGGAGCCCAUGGAGGCCUUCGGCCGGGACGGGGGCGCCUCCUACCCGCUGGCCAGCCCCGUCUCCGGGAUGGCCCCCCCCCACGGCCUCAUGCAGGGCUCCCUGUCCUCCGGCAUGGGCAUGGGGCACCACAUGUCCCCGCAGCCCUCCCCCCACCACCACCACCACCACCACCACCCCCCCCACCACAACAUGCAGCCCCCGGCCGCCGCCCUGCAGCAGCCCUACGCCAACGUGUCCCGCUACCAGCACGGCUCUACCUCGUACCCCCGCUCCGACGUGGACAGCUUCCUGCUGGACCUGCAGAGCGCGCCCCCCCCUCCGCUCGGCUCGGUGGGCUCCUCGGGCUCCCCUCAGAGGGAGGUCCUGGGGGAGGGCGUGGGGAGCCCGGAGCUGUCCUGCACCACGAACAUGGACCUGGGCCCCCUGCUGAGCUUCCUGCCGUUCAGCCUGCCCCCCUACAACCCUCACAUGGGGAUGGGGGGCCUGGUGAUGAGCUACCCGCCGGCCGCCGCCUCCACCGCCGCCACCUCCCCCCCCCCCUCCGCGGGGCUGUCUUCCCAGGCGGCGGGGCCCUUCUCCUUCUUCCAGCCCCCGCAGCCCCACGUGCCGCAGGGCCCCGCGGGCCACAGCCACAGCCAGCUACCUCAGGCCUACAGUCCUGCUAUGAGCACUUCCAGCUCCCUACCUCACUACUACCAGGCCUUUCAGCAACCUGUUGGUGGACCCCGGACUCGUCACAGCUGCCCAAUGCUGAAAGCCCCCCCAGACCCCGGCUCCUCCCCCCACAGAGGCCCUUAUUGUGAAGACGGCCUGACGCGGGCGGGGGUCCGCCUCACGGGGGUUAGAAACCAAACUGAAACGCACCGCGGCCCGUCGUCUACUGCUGCAAACGGAGCCUCUCUUAUUCUGACGGCGGGCCAAUCUCAGGACGAGUGUCAGCUCUGGCUGCGGGUGGCCAGAGGAGGGGGACCCCCGGGAGCCCCCCGGCCCCGCCCAGGGGUUCAGGGGCCCCGUGCGCCGGGCUGUGCUGGACGUGGCGUGUGUUGUCGGUGCGUGGAGCUCUGCCCGUGUGGCCGGCCUCUGCCCGGGGGCUCCAGGGAGACCCUAACCCUAACCCUCAGACCGGGCGGGUGA
Menidia menidia (Atlantic silverside) is the source of this 1773-nucleotide messenger RNA. The record is from the annotation of a GenBank genome assembly. Lineage: Eukaryota; Metazoa; Chordata; Actinopteri; Atheriniformes; Atherinopsidae.